UCAACAUGACAACACCAAACCCAGUGGGGUGUACACCAUCUACCCUGGGGGUCCCACCACCCCCUUACAUGUCUACUGUGACAUGAACACGGAUGGAGGGAGGUGGACUGUGUUCCAAAGGAGAAUGGAUGGAACAGAGAACUUUUACAGACCCUGGGCACACUACAAAUCUGGCUUUGGUAAUGUGGCUGGAGAGUACUGGCUGGGUCUGGAUAACAUCUUCCUCCUGACGAUGAGGAAGAAGAAUGAGCUGAGAGUGGACAUGGAGGACUUUGAGGGAGGGAAGGUUAAUGCUAAAUACACGUCCUUCUCCAUUGAUCCUGAGAACUACGGAUACACACUGAGACUGGGCACUUAUGUAGACGGAGGGGCUGGGGACUCCUUGUCGUUUAGCAACGGCAUGAAGUUCAGCACCUACGACAAUGAUCAAGAUACCUGGGGAGAACACUGUGCCAGGCGCUACCUGGGUGGAUUCUGGUUCGGUGACUGUACGCAUGCUAACCCUAACUCCCUGUACGCCCCACAUCCGGAAACAUCUUUCACUCUUGUGUCUGUUUUUUGGCAGCACUGGAAAGGGGUAGACUACUCUCUGAAAAGCAUUUCCUUUAAGAUCAGGGCUGUCUCUGAUGCUAUGGCUGUCCAGGAGCAGGAGUAACAUACCUGACUCUAUCAGUCCUGACCUAAUGUCACCAUCUCUAAAUGACUCCACAAAUACAAUGUGGAGGACGGAGCACUAGAGCUAGCCAGUCAGACACUAACACCUAGAGAACAAUACGGUCACUACAUCAUCACUAUAACACUGACACCUAGAGAACAAUAUGGUCACUACAUCAUCACUACAGCACUAACACCUAGAGAACAAUACGGUCACGACAUCAUCACUAUAACACUGACACCUAGAGAACAAUAUUGUCACUACAUCAUCACUAUUAUUAUCAUCUUGGAUGUUAAUGUUUCAUGUUAUGACAGCACAAUGGGCUCUCUAUCUCUUAUAUGGUCACUACUGCAUCACUAUUAUUAUCAUCUUGCAUGUUAAAGUAGUGUUUCAUGUUAUAGCAGCACUAUGGGCUCUCUAUCUCUUAUAUGGUCACUACUGCAUCACUAUUAUUAUCAUCUUGCAUGUUAAAGUAGUGUUUCAUGUUAUAGCAGCACUAUGGGCUCUCUAUCUCUUAUAUGGUCACUACUGCAUCACUAUUAUUAUCAUCUUGCAUGUUAAAGUAGUGUUUCAUGUUAUAGCAGCAUGAUGUGCUCUCUGUCUCUUGAUUCCACUGUUACUUGACUCAAGUAAUAAUUAAAGCAUUUCAA
Molecule: messenger RNA, 1305 nt
Organism: Oncorhynchus masou masou (cherry salmon)
Lineage: Eukaryota; Metazoa; Chordata; Actinopteri; Salmoniformes; Salmonidae
Product: microfibril-associated glycoprotein 4-like
Exons: 4
Coding region: 83-655 (190 amino acids)
Biological process (GO): elastic fiber assembly
Source: RefSeq, a predicted model, not a curated record